Adineta steineri is the source of this 855-nucleotide messenger RNA. NCBI's taxonomy places the organism in Eukaryota, Metazoa, Rotifera, Eurotatoria, Adinetida, Adinetidae. The record is from the annotation of a GenBank genome assembly.
AUGCUUUCAACUCGUUUAAAUAAUCAAUUAAAACCAUCGUUAGUUUUAAUUAUUGACGAAAGUCCAUCAAAUUCAUCAUUAGGCUUUCAAUUUGCCUGUGCAUAUGCUUGUGAAACUCUAAAUAAAUUUUCGAAAAUUCAUGUUCUUUUAACAGAACAUGAUGAAAGAAAUUGGUUUCAUUCACAUGUAUUUGCAAAUCGUAAUGAAUUGAAAUCAAAAAUGAAUAUUAUUGACAUAUUUGAUGAUAAUCAUUCAACAAAAUCAAUCGAAGAAUGCGUUAAAAUAACAGAUGAAAAAGAUUUAAUUAUUAUUGAAUCUCUUCCUUGGUUAUUAUUACGAACAUCAGAAGGAAGCUUAUCUCGUUUAUUAUUCAAUUGGAGUAAAACAAAUAUGGUUAUGGUUGUUGUUCCAUUUGAUUGUGUAGAUGAACAUUCAACUCUUAAGAAUCUUAUAUCGAUUUCAUAUAUAACCAUACGAAUUAACUAUCUUUUGAAAUCGGAAACAAUCGAAGCAAAAAUUGAACAACGAUCACGAACAAGUGUUAAUACAAUUAAAUCUUCUUUAACAUUCUCAAUUGAUAAACAAUUCAAUAUAAUUAAUUUACAUGAAGAAAAAAUAAGUAAUCGAAAAUCUAAACCUACGAAGAAUACUGAUGGAUCUUCUAAAACUGAUGUUACCGCAAAUUUAACUUUCAAUCUCCGUUUAAAAGAUGAUGAAGUGACUGCAAAAAAUAAUCUCGUUCUACCAUAUACAAAACAACAUAUACAAGCAUCUGAUGAUGGUUGUACAAUUCAUUAUUCAUAUGAUAAAGAGGAUGAUAUUGAUGAAGAUGAAGAUGAAGAUUUAGAUUUAUAA